This is a messenger RNA of Didymodactylos carnosus, 906 nucleotides long. Lineage: Eukaryota; Metazoa; Rotifera; Eurotatoria; Philodinida; Philodinidae. The record is from the annotation of a GenBank genome assembly.
AUGAAAACAGUGCUUGAUUUAUACAAUCUGCAAGAUGAUGUUUUAUUAUUAAAUAACGACGAAUUUUUCAAUUUUGUUAGACAAGUUUGUGGUGAUGUCGAAGCUGACAUACUAAAAGUACAAGGUAUACACAAUGUUCGUUGUUUGCUACAUACACCAAAUGUAUUAUCAAUAUUAGAUCUUGAUUGUAAUGAAGUCGACGAAAUAAAACAAAAUGCAUGUUUUAAGCUAAAUAAUGGUGAAUUUGUUAUUAAACAAGGUGUAAAAGGGAAUUUAGAAGAUCUUGCUGGUGCGUUAAAAACAAAAAAUGAUAAAUAUAAAAAACGAUUACAAGUCCAACGAGAGCUGUUGCCACCGUCAACGAUAAAUGGAAACAAUAAUAUUAGUCAAAUAACAUCAUUGACGACAACACCUUCGAUAACAAUGGUGACAUCAAAAUGUCUAACAGUGAAUGAUCAUAUAACAUUUAUUAAGGAAUAUAUUGAAAAACAUUCAAGAAAAAUUUUUGAUUCGAUGGUACUUAAAGAGGGCGAGCACUAUCGCUUAACAGUUACUCUGUCGGAUAAUGCAUUUGAAGCCAGAAUUAAAUGUCAGUGUGGCGGUACAUUAAAUUUGCCUUUACGUGAUGAUAAAACCACGUUUAUUUUAUCUAAUUAUUAUAAACAUCUUGGAGAUACAAAUUGUUCAAUGGUCAAACGGAUAAUGAGAGACGAAAAAAAAGUUGUUGAUAAUACAUCUAAUAAUAUAACGCUAUCAUUAUCACCACCAUCGAUAACAACAGCUUCGCCUAAUAGUGAUAAUACCAAAACAACGUCAAGAGUCAAACGAAAACGCGAGCAUACUUGUUCGUCAACACCUUCACCACCAUCUUCAGCUGUAAAAAGAUCAAAGAGACAACGAAAAUAA